Messenger RNA from Rasamsonia emersonii CBS 393.64, 1164 nucleotides. RefSeq lists its product as uncharacterized. NCBI's taxonomy places the organism in Eukaryota, Fungi, Ascomycota, Eurotiomycetes, Eurotiales, Trichocomaceae. The record is from RefSeq and is a predicted model, not a curated record. The transcript is spliced from 4 exons. The coding region runs from base 1 to 1164 and encodes 387 amino acids.
AUGGCUACAACAUUCCAGUAUACUCACUUGCCGUUCGCUUUUGCGUCCCCGGGGGAUGUGCUCGCCGCCGGUAUCGUCCUGCCACUGAUGUGCAUGCUCUCUGUCGUCUUGCGAUUCUACACGAGAAGAGUCCAGAAGGCGGCUAUCGGGGCCGAUGACUUGCUGCUGGUGCCCGGCGUGAUCUUGAUCAUAGGUAUGGGCGUUUGCCUGAUUGUCGGUUCGUACACACACAGGAUAAGCCUCAUUCUGCUCUGCAUGCCAAUCAAUGUACUUUCAGGCUACGCCAAGCGAGUGAUGGGAUAUCCGACCCCGCUCCCCGUCGGCAGCGAUCCCAAGGAGGCCUAUGCGGAGUAUCUGGCGUCGUAUCAGACCGAGGCCGAAAUCGAGUUCUACUACCAGCUCCUGAUGAUCGUCGCCUACGGAUGCAUCAAGCUGAGCCUGCUGUUCUUCUACCGCCGGCUCUUCCUCGUGGUGCGGUGGUCCGUCUUCGACGUCGUCUCCAUCGUCUAUGCGGCCCUCGUCGCCAUGUGGACGCUGGCCUUCUUCUUUCUGUUCCUCUUUGGGUGUCGGACCAGGAUCGAUAUGCACUGGGCGCCCCUGCAGGAGGUGCAGAACCAGUGCGGCAAUGCCAUGGCGCCUGAACUGGGGCUGGUCAUCUCCGACCUGGCGACGGAUCUCAUGAUCCUCUGCUUGCCUUUGCCGAUUAUCUGGCGGCUGAACCUGAAAUGGACCCGCAAAGUGGCCAUUAGCUGCGUCUUCUUGGUCGGGUUGAUAAACGGUCACGACGAUGCUCUGGUGGAGCAUGAUCGAAGCCAGCCUCGGACUGAUCGCCGCGUGUCUGCCGACCCUGAGCUUCCUGACUCGAAAGAUAUCCAUGGCGAAUCUCUUCAGCCGCCUGCGCAGCCGCAGCUCCAGCCGCAGCCGCGAUCUGGACUACCAGCAUUCGAAUCUGCACCUCAACAGCGACAGUAUUCCGCUCGUCGAGACGAAGCCGAUCUUCCUGGCUGUCUGGAACGGAUCCGAGAGGGCGACACCAUCGCCAUGACUGACCGCGACAGGGGCAGCAGUGGAGACCAGUUGAGAAGCGGAGUUCCGGCAGGAGAGCGAGACAACAGGGGCAGCGGGAAUGAAAUCCCAUACUCCGUAGAAUGCAGGUGUUGUUAG